This is a messenger RNA of Melanaphis sacchari, 1536 nucleotides long. RefSeq lists its product as uncharacterized. NCBI's taxonomy places the organism in Eukaryota, Metazoa, Arthropoda, Insecta, Hemiptera, Aphididae. Gene Ontology annotation, cellular component: Las1 complex; preribosome, large subunit precursor. Gene Ontology annotation, molecular function: endonuclease activity. Bases 191 to 1471 code for a protein of 426 amino acids. Gene Ontology annotation, biological process: maturation of 5.8S rRNA; maturation of LSU-rRNA. The transcript is spliced from 10 exons. The record is from RefSeq and is a predicted model, not a curated record.
GACUCACAUGUGACGAUGUGUUUGUGCACAGUGCACUUGUGCUACAAUUCUACAUACCUAACUGUUAAGUUUAAAAUGUCGAAUAGAGACUGAGAAACUGAGCCAAGAUCAGAGAUUACUUAAUAAGAACAAUUGAAACAGUUUGUUUAUUAUUUUAUAUGAAAUUCAAUAUUUCAUUUAAUUCAAUAUAAUGGAAGAAAUUAUUGUGACCCCUUGGUCUGCUGAUUCAGAGUGGCAGUUGCUUAGGCAAGACAUAUAUGGUAGUAAAGAUACACGCAACUACAAACAAGCUUUAAGAAAACUUUUAUUAUGGAAAUCUAGAGGAAGAUCAUUAUCUCGAGGUUUAUAUUGCACUGAAAUGAUUUUACAAGUCAUCGUUAAAGAUGUCCAUUUUUAUGAAGUCGAUGAACUUAUCAGUGAAAGUGAUUUAAUUCAUUUAUAUUCUAUGGCUAUAAUGAAGUUUGUCAAUUUGACAGCUGAUGUUUUGGGAAAAGGUCCUCAGAAGUCAAUGUAUUAUAGAGCAUCUUGUGUAGAACUUCCGUCUUGGUUAAUUGAUAUGCGACAUAAAAUUUCACAUGACCAAGAUUUACCUAGUCUAAAAUCUUUAAGAGCAGCUAUGGAAUUUGCACUAGAAUGGUUACAAACAAAAUAUUGGAAUGAAGAUGAUAAUUUUCUAGUUUUUGCAAAAAAAUUAAACAUGAAUAUUGUUGAUGAAUUUAUAGACUUAUUGGAAUUUUAUACAUUAAGCAAAAGUCAAACUAAUUCUGCCCUUAAAGAAAAACAACUAAAUGUUUUGAGAGAGAAGUUAACAUUUUCGGAAUCUUAUUCAAAUAAAGAAUGUAUAAAAAAAAUGAAAGACCUUUUAGCAAAUAAAGAUUGGUCUUCAGAUUUAGUUAAUGUAUUUACUACACGGUACUUACUUCAAGCUCAUGAAUGUAAUGUUUCUAAAGGUAGAAUUUCCAAGACAGAUAAAGCAAUCUGGAAUGUUUUACUAAAAACAUUAAACAAUUCUGGUUUGCUGACUAAUGUAUUACUGUGUUUGGUUACUCAACAUUCACGGAUAGCGGCCCUGUGGGUUUUGGAACUGUGUAUAAUUGCAUAUAAAAGCAGCAAAAAAAUUGAUUUGAAUGAUAACCAAAAUGACAACUGUAUGAACUGCAAGCCUUUGAAGUUGGAUACAAAUCUUGUUUUAAGAACUGCAUUGCAAUCACCACAUCCAUACACUAUUAUAUUUUUAAAAUGGUUGUUACAAAUACAAUUGAAUCCAUUAACAGUAAAACAACGGUACAACAUUAUCAAAUUAGUAUCAUUGUAUACAGGCACAGUUAAGGUUAGCUCUAAAAAUAUUGAUCAUAAUGUAUUUACAGUUGAUGAUUUGAUCAGUAAAGAUGUAACUGAUAGUCAAUCACAAUGGUCAAGAGUUAUUGGUCAAAUGAAUUGGAGACAAAUACCAUUUGGCACUACUCUGUGAACAUUUGCAAACUAAUAAAAGUAGUACAUUUAAGAAACAUCAUUAAAAUACUUUUUUUCUUUUUA